GGAUUGUCUGUUUUCAUCCCUUUUUCCAAGCAGCAUAAUUAUAGUUCAUACCUUACUGUAUUUCUUAGUCGCUGGUCAUUGCAAACGACGGUAAUUUUUAAAUAGAGAGAAAUAUGCUUCUGGGUGGUUUUAUCCCUCGUCGUUUCAGUCAAUUCAACCGAGACCCGUUUUGGAUGUUUUUCGCCUUUACCCUUGGGACGUGGUUUGGUGAGUAUCCAGCGUUGUGUUUGAAGUAUAACGCUUCCUCGCUUAUUCUCGACCCCCACCGCUACGUAUGGUCUCAUCUUGAUGAUCAUCACUAAUGGGGGAUCUAACUUUGAGAUGUGUUUAUAACUGACGAAGUUCGCAUACUCGACGCCGAUUUUCGCUUUCUUCAUACGCCUUCAUUGUCUUUUCACCCUUAAAGUGUUCUAUCAACCUGAUCUCUAAAGACAGUAGAUAGCGUCAUUAGGAUAAUUGGAGGAGGUUUCUCGGACGUUAGAUUAUUACCGUAUAGGAAAAUUAGUAGUGAGAUUAGCAAGAAUGGGAAAAUUCCUUCAUUCCAGGAAUGUCAUAUUCCCUAGCAAAUACCAGUAAAAAUAAAAUUAUAAUGGUGCUUUCUUUGGAUGAUUUGCAUUUAUCGAGGGCAUAUUAAGUUAGUUGCACCUCGUAGCAUUUCUUGUACAUCUCAUUGAUACUUUAA
Phytomonas sp. EM1 is the source of this 682-nucleotide messenger RNA. The record is from the annotation of a GenBank genome assembly. Lineage: Eukaryota; Euglenozoa; Kinetoplastea; Trypanosomatida; Trypanosomatidae.